UUUCAUGACAAACCUACAAAAAAACCCAAAAUAAAAACAACCAAUUCACCCCAAACCCAUCUCCCAAUCUUCCAUAUAAAUCAAGCAUGGGAGAAAUGUAGACUCGGGAAGUAGAAUGAGCAUGGGAGGCAAUGGUGAUUCUAAAGUUUUGGUAGCAUUGUUGCUGAUUGCAUUGAUGGGUGGAACCAGGACCUGGGCUUUGCCAAUAUGCAACAUUGAAUCUACACAGAUAGAACUGUGUCGUCCGGCGAUCACCGGGAUGUACCCUCUACCGCCAACCAGGCAAUGCUGCAACCUUGUAUGCCAAGCAAACCUUCCCUGUCUUUGUGGCCUCAAGUCUGCUCUUCCUGCAUUUGGGAUUGACCCUAACCAAGCCUUGGCACUGCCCCAAAAAUGUGGCCUAACCACUCCACCGGCAUGUGUAUGGCCCUGAUACGCUUCCUAUGACAGCAGAUACAAACAUUUGCAAACACUGGAGAAACUUCAUUUUCAAGGCCUGCGGCAGCUUGUUAAAUCAAUUGUUGCAAGGCAUGAACUUUGUAAUGGAAUUAUCCAUAAUCAAUGCAUUCUUCCUAUAA
Tripterygium wilfordii is the source of this 578-nucleotide messenger RNA. RefSeq names its product putative lipid-transfer protein DIR1. The transcript is spliced from 2 exons. Bases 116 to 433 code for a protein of 105 amino acids. Gene Ontology annotation, biological process: systemic acquired resistance. The record is from RefSeq and is a predicted model, not a curated record. Gene Ontology annotation, molecular function: fatty acid binding. NCBI's taxonomy places the organism in Eukaryota, Viridiplantae, Streptophyta, Magnoliopsida, Celastrales, Celastraceae.